Sparassis crispa is the source of this 2013-nucleotide messenger RNA. RefSeq lists its product as hypothetical. The record is from RefSeq and is a predicted model, not a curated record. Bases 1 to 2013 code for a protein of 670 amino acids. NCBI's taxonomy places the organism in Eukaryota, Fungi, Basidiomycota, Agaricomycetes, Polyporales, Sparassidaceae. The transcript has 3 exons.
AUGGCUGCGCUGUUCCUGCACCAGGCCCUGUUCACGACAGAACCGUCUGCGUCGUCUGAGCUGCCAGUGCUGCGUUCCCCGAACAGAGUGACACAGCACGAACGACAACUGUCCUCUGUCUCCUCUGUGACAUUGCGCACGUCCAAUUCUGACCAUUCUCAGCCUACCGAGCCCUUGUUGCGUCCGGAGUCAUCUAUCUACCUUGACUUGCUGUCGCGCCAGCCGAACCACCCAGAUGGACCGGAGAGUAGCUUUAAUCUCGGCCUCAGUUUGGAGGGGGACCCAAUCACCCCUAGAGAGCGAAAAUCAUGCUUGGAACGCGCUAUUCGGAAGAGAUUGCGUCGACUACGGUGGACCAGGAGGACUACGUUACUCAUCAUGACCUCUUGGGCGGUGUACAACACCGUCCGCUACUACGUUGCGUUCACGAUGUUCGAGUAUCGCCCACGCCAGAUCGUUCUACUCGUGCUUGGUACGUGUACCGCGCUCUCGAUUGCGCUCGUCAUCUCGUCCCUCCUUAUAUCCGCAUUUGCUCCGCACAUUGGAUGGUAUCACACGCCUCAUGCACCACACGUCAUAGUGCAGACAGUGCUGUACUAUUGUGCGUCCGUGCUUCUUCUCGGGCCGGCGGUCGCGAAUCUGGUCUUUGUGUUUCUUUGGCGGCAUUCGGCAGAGACUAUUGACACACUUCGCGGACGAUGUCACUGGGAUAUCGACGUCCUGUGGUCUGGAGUUGGCACGCAAUGUGAUGGGACACACUCCCCGACUUGGGCAUCUUGGGUCGCAGGUUCAGUUGUGCGUCUCGUCCUCACUGUUGCAGUCAUCAUAACCUACCACUGGUCAGCGUACCGGUAUGACGUGACAAGGCAGCCCUCCCGGAAAUACCGACUGUUUCAUCCCCGUACCUCGGUCUCGUCAGUAACACCCUUGUCCAACUCCUCUCAAACCUUCCGACCAACGGCGACCAUGUCCAGUACACCUGUCACCAUCGGGCAGGCGCUCCGCCGCUCUUCGUUAUCUGGCACCACCGAGGACACAUAUGAGAGCGCGCAGACAUGUCCCCAGACAGAGCAACGUACGCUGCGCAAGUCCCAGUCACGCAUCGCGUCUCGGACGAGUAAUGCGUCCAAGGAUACGUUCCAGCUCCCGUCUGCGACCGGAGUAUCUACCGCCAGACGGCCGUCAGGUCAGAUAACGCCGAGACGCGUCAGUGGGAUGAGUGCUAUAGACGAUGAGUCUCCAAAGUCAUCGGACGAAGAGGAUGUGCCAGGCCCGUCAGAGACGAAAGAGUUUGGCUAUUAUGGACGUCAAGUGCGUCCGAGCCCAGGCAUCUAUGCAUCAGUUGUAUCCCAAGGCCCGCGCAGCAGCCAAUUCAAUAACGAAACAAGUGAGACUCUGCAGGUCGAUCCCGCCACAGUCACGCCCUACUCUGAACGAGACCUCACCUACUUUGUCGACCGGUUUCGCACGCUGGUCGAACAAGUUGCCCGCGAGAACGAGGAUGCAUUUCCACUUGCAGCUGGAAAUGGACCAGAUGGCCAGCGCGAGCAUUCCACCGCGAAUGCAGACGAGCACGUCCCGAUGGUGGGCCGCAUUGUGCACCGCAUGCCGACAAUCGAGUCCCUGGGGUCGCACGAGGUGAUGAGUCUCGCGUCAUCGGGCAAAACUCACAGCUCAAACUCGCCACAUAACGGAUCACGCCCGUCAACGCGCACGAACACCCAAAGCCUCAGCGAGGGUUAUAGCACGCCUUCCUCCCGCAGCCGUGCGAAUAGCUGGGACGCAGCACUCGCUCUGGCGUCGCCUGUCGGGAAUAGAACGGAAGAAGGUUCUGUUAGCGAGAUGGGAGAGCUGACGCACGCUGAGACGGGUGCACCGGUAAACACGAUCGCCAUCACUGUGACGAAUACCACGACGACGACGGCUUCUGGGGAAAGCCGCAGUUCAAAUUCAUAUUAUACUGCGAGGACGUCACCGCAGGAGAAGAUAGAUGAUGAGGUCGGCGAGGAGUAG